Boeremia exigua is the source of this 681-nucleotide messenger RNA. Its product is annotated as coiled-coil domain-containing protein-domain-containing protein. NCBI's taxonomy places the organism in Eukaryota, Fungi, Ascomycota, Dothideomycetes, Pleosporales, Didymellaceae. Bases 1 to 681 code for a protein of 226 amino acids. The transcript has a single exon. The record is from RefSeq and is a predicted model, not a curated record.
AUGGCACCACAACCUCUACGACCCGCGAGCGCGCAGGAUGCCGCCGACAGCAGCAAGAUUCUGCCUAUGGAUGCGGAUGAUGCAGCAGACGCAGACGAAGUCUUCGCACGCGACCAGAUGCGCCAAAAGCAGGAGGGAAAGGCACAAAGUCUUGUCGCGAAAAACCGCCGAAAGCGCUAUCUAGAAGUUCACCCCGAAUACUUCGACGACUCCUCCCUCGAACUUGUCGACCCAUUGCUCUACGACCGACUCAUUCGCCGCUUCCAAACUGCCAGAGAACGCGAGGCAGAAGGACAGCGUAAGGGCUUUUCAGGCCAGAUGUCGACCGACUUGUGGCGCGCCGAAGCCAAGAAAGACGCCCUCGCUCACACCGAUCCGAAGUCGCUCUUCGUAUACACUCGAGGGCCACAAGGUCAGAUUAUGGAAGAGGACAAGGACGAUGUGCCGAUGACAAAAGAAGAGGGCAAGACCUGGUGGAUGGAUGAGAUGACACAGCGCUUCUUGAGCGGCGCGGACGACGACUUCGAUUACAAGACUGUAGACGCGAACGACAAGUAUGAUGAUGAGAAGGAGCGAGACAUUCAGGAUGCAUAUUUCGACAGCAUGGAAUCUGACUUUGAUUCGGACGGCGAAGGGAAAGAGAAGGUCCUGACGGGCGAAACUGGCAUACAAGACUACUGA